CACGUGGUUCUCCGGGAUGCAGGGCCAGGCGAGCCCCUGCGACAGCCUGCCCAAUGGGGCAGCUAGGAUGGAGCCAAGCCUUCGAGGGGGCGGCGCAGUUUGCUUCAGCAGGCACUUUCCCCGCGUCAUGUGAGCGGCGAGAGCGCAAGAGGUAGACCGAGCGCCAGCAGGGAAAGGAGCGCGACGUCGCUGGCAGCUGGGCGAUGGUGGAUCUAUAACCAAUAUUCAUAAUUUUCAGCUUGUUGGCAUAAUAGUUAUAUAUACAGCUAUCAAUACACCUUUUUAUGAGGAGGCGGCAAACCAAUGGUCUCAGUAAAUCAUAGCAAACUGGUGUCUGCUUCAAGUCAGCUGACUGUUUCAGCUCCUAUUCAGCUAGCCAACACUUCAGAUGCUCUCAAGCAUGAGAUGCCACCACUGAAUUUGCUGCAGGAUUGCAGCGGGGAGCAGGCUUCCAACUCACCAGCUAUCUCCAACCUAAUCUGCACAUCAGAGACGGGUGUUUCGCAGUCCAAGGUAAAGAAGGAUGGGGAGAAACCACAGACCACUAUCUACGAAGCCUACCUCAAACUUCCUGAUUUUUGCACGGAACUCUCCAGGGACUUCAGCCCUACACUGGAGGAGAUUGAGGAGUUCCUGAAUGAGAAAAUGGCGUUUCUCAAAGAUGAGCUGAAUGACAAGCAGCAGCUCACUGUUAUGGACAGUGCGAUCACCUUGUGGCAGUUCCUUUUACAACUCCUCCAGGAGCCUCGGAGCAAGGAUAUCAUCUGCUGGACCUCCAAUGACGGAGAGUUCAAGCUGCUGCAGGCGGAAGAGGUGGCCCGCCUCUGGGGGAUCCGUAAAAACAAGCCCAGUAUGAACUACGACAAACUCAGUCGUGCUCUCAGAUAUUACUAUGUGAAGAACAUCAUCAAAAAAGUGAAUGGCCAGAAGUUUGUUUACAAGUUUGUGUCUUACCCAGAGAUUUUGAAUAUGGACCCCUUAGCAGUGGGCAGGAUUGAGGGUGAUGUCGAGUCUCAGACGGGCUUGUUAGACGUCAGCAAUGCUGCAAAGGACGUGGAGAAUUGUGGGAAAGAGAAGCCUCAGCCCUGUGCAAAGACCUCCAGCCGCAAUGAUUAUAUCCACUCAGGCCUAUAUUCUUCAUUCACUUUGAACUCCCUGAACUCUUCCUCUUGUGUAAAACUCUUUAAGCCAAUCAAAAUGGAGAACCCGACUGAGAAACCGGUGGAGAAAAAAGGUCCCCAGGAUCCGACACCGUCGGUCAUAAAAUUUGUGACCGUAUCCUCCAAAAAGCCUCCGAUCUCUCCCCUCGCCUCUGCUGCUCAGCCGCCCUCUACUCCGUCAGCUGCCUCCACUCUCCCUUCUGGCUCAGAUGAGAGUCUCCAGGCUUUGGAGUCCCUGGUAACACCGAGAGCGGCUCCUACUGAGACGUCUACAUCCUUGCCGAGCUUGACCACCAAUUUCACCCCUGCGCCUCCUGCAGCCUCCGUUUCUCCUCUCCAGGUUCCUCCCAAGUCUCCUUUGUCACCUUUAAGUUCUGAUCUGGCUGUAGACACAGAUCCUGAGCCUGUGUCGUGCCAGCAGCUGGAACAUUCUCAGAACCAAGCCUUGGAGUUCAAAGAGCAGGGUUGCUCCAUGCUAGAAAAGGAGUUUCGUCAUAGCCGAACUAGAAAGCCUAAAGGGCUGGAAAUUGCUCCCACUCUGGUCAUUACUGGCAGUGACCCAAGUCCGCUGGGGAUACUAAGCCCUUCCCUCCCUACUGCUUCUCUUACACCAGCAUUUUUUUCACAGACGCCUAUUUUGCUGACCCCAAGCCCCUUGCUCUCCAGUAUCCAUUUCUGGAGCACUCUCAGUCCAGUUGCCCCUCUCAGCCCAGCAAGAUUGCAAGGUGCUAACAGCCUUUUCCAGUUUCCAUCGGUGCUGAAUACUCAUGGACCAUUUACGAUAUCCGGAAUGGACGGGCCCUCCACUCCUGGGCCUUUCUCCCCAGAUUUGCAGAAGACAUAGGGUAUGGUCUUCUGGGAAAAGGACAGGUGGAAAUCAAGAUAAAGAGGUUUCAUCGAAAUGAUGAAAUCUGGUUUUCAAUAUGGGGUUUGCAAUUCCACAGAGACAAUAUGAACAGGCUUGGGUUUUUUUUUGCUAUUCCCGUUUUAAAUGCCUUUUCAAAAAUUCCUUUCAAGACAUAAGGGUAUUUUUAUGGAAACGCCUUAAUUGGAGACUGUUCUCCAAGAUCACUUUUCUCACCUGGUUCUUCGGGUUUAAGAAGGCUUCUCUUGGUAAAGGGAUCUCUUUUGGUUAUUGAUUUUUCUUGAGAGGGUGGAAUGCAAUGAUUGACUGUGCAGCAGCUGAUACCAGUCACAACUUUCCUUUUUGACUGGUAACCUUUUGCCCCUUUGCUUCUUGUAUAACCUAUCAAAAUAUUAAUCUGUAUUGGAAGCUGGCAUUCCAAGAAAUACUUGGAAAAGGUUGGUUUUUUUUAAAGGCUUGCUAUAGGGUUGAUAAUUUCUCUAUUAGUAAUGCAGAAAUGCUAUACGAAAAUAUAUUAUCUCUUUGUAAGAGGAAACUUUUCAGGAGCAUUUUAUGGUGAUAUAGAAGAACUGGGCAAAUUUUUAAGGGUGUUGCCUGUAAAUAGAGAAGAUCUAGCUGUGUAUCCUUUAGCCAAAAUUGUUGAUUCAUCUCCAGAGAAAUGCAUAGCACAUGGAAUGAAUGGAUCGUUUUGGUCUUUAGAAAUAUUUUGAUGUUUUACGUCUGAUAUUGCUUGGUAGUUUUAAAAAAAACAACCCUGAUGUUUAAAGCAGCAAACCGUUCUAAUUACAGAUCCUGGCAACUGAUGUUUUGUGGCAUUGGGGUAACCAUAUAUCUGAUAUGGUGUGUGUGGUGUUGUCUUGAUACUUGGUAAGGUCGUAUGUAGAUCUGACAUUUGGGCAGUGAAAGUUUGCUUGUAUUCUAUUAUUUUAUUCUCCCCUGUCCCCUUUCAACAAAUAAGGUAUCCAAAGAACAGUCAGUGCUGCUCUUGGCCCCUGAUACCUUUGGGUGAUCCACUUUUCUUUUUGGCCACGCUCUCACUCAGAUUUAAGGUUUGAGCAUGUUGAUGCUCCUAAAAGUAGAAAUAAUGUGUGGUUAUUUGAAAGUGUUCCUGUUGAUGAGGAGGGUGUGAGAGGGAAAGGGCAAGUUGGUGGGGGCUGCUUUAUAGCCUGAAAGAGCUAAAAGCUGCUUUCAGACUGCACUUAAUCUUGUGGCAUGGGAGUGGUUAAACCAUACUUGAACUGUUCUUGGAUGUCUCCACUAUGAGGAUAGUUUAGAUGUAAUUUGGUGGUCAUAUUAUGCUGGCUUCCUGAAGUGGCGGCCUGGCUUAUAUGACUGGAAAUUGAAAAUAUGAUGGGGACCUGGAUAGAUGUUUACAGCCUUAGUUGUUAUCUCUCUGUAGAAAGAGAUGCAUUGAGAAGCAUAGUAUUUCUGCAUAAGUGCUACCCUUAUCUUCUAGAUUUGGGCCAAAGUCCCGAAAGUACCACAAGACCUGUAGCGUCACAUAGCUAUUUGAUGGAAAGGUAAGAUAAAUACCAGGAAAGGUGUUUGGCAGGGUUUUGCUUUUUUAAAUAUAUAUAUAUAUAUUGGGAAGUGUUGACCAGGUACUGUACUUAUUAAGGACUAAAUGCAGAUUUCCCACCACAAUUUUAAUGAUGACUUUUAGUAGUUUGCAGAAGCAGAGAGUGUGAAAAGCAAGCAACUAUUUGAAAUGACACCUCCAGUGCAAGGGUAAAACUACUGCAUUUGAGAGGAGCUUGAAAUGCUGUGCUUUGCAUCCAUCCCAUUCUUUAAGCAAGGGACUUGAGCACAGUCAUCCAGGCGCUUCUGCAAAAUCUGUUAAUUUCAAAAUACGUACCUAUGUAUGAGACUCCCCUAGGGCUGAGUCCCAUGCUAAAGGAGAAGACAUUGGCUGGUCCCCCCCCCCCACGCCCACUGAAAUACCUAAACUAAAUUUCUCCUUCUCCCAUAGAGUUUGUGAUGCAACAUUCACAAGAACAGUUCAGAAGUUAAUUUCUUGGACUGCCCUUCCAAAACCACUUCUGGUAAGAGGAAAGGAAUGAUGUAAUAUAGCUUAGAACCCAAAGAGACAGCAGAAGGUGUGCUCUUGUCUGUUAACAAAGGUGCAUUGCUGUCAUUCAAGGUCCAGACGUGAUCAGCUAAGUCAUUUGAAAGGUCCAUGUCUGUUGUGCCUAAAUUGAAUGUGCAAUAUCUCCAUAUAUUCUGUUUAAUGCAGACAUGCAGAAAAAUAGCUGCAAGUAGUAAUUGAGAGGAGGCAACCUGCGUUCCCGAGUUUGCACAGGGGUUUUGUAUUCUGCCUCACGGGCUAAAGUAAUGACAGCACUUUUUAAUAGCAGCCAAUCUAGGCUGGCUGCUUUUGGCAUAUGUAUUGGGGGGGUAGGAGAGAAGUCAGAACGAGGUUUUGCUUUGCUUUACAUUUCUUCUUGAGCACUAAAGGAAUGCAAUUAAAACUAUUUGUUCUUUUGUCUUCUUUCUCCCAUCACCAAAGGAAACAGGCCGGGUAUCUUUCGUCAAAUAUUUCUUGUGUGGUGUAUGGUGCACCUGUGUGCUGUAUGUAUAUUUAAAAACAUGUAAGUGAACCAAAGUUAGGCCAUCUUGGUAACAGUUUUGUUUACCCUAGUUUCACAGUCUAGCCCCACCAGUCUCAAAAAGACGCACUGUUGUAAGCUGGCUUGUUAUACUGGACUGAGGUAUACAUACACCUAUUGCUCUUCUGUUUCAAGUGAUUUGAUAGAGCUCCGUGGCUUCAUUUUGUGGAGGCUUUGCUUUUUCUAUUUGGUCUUGACUAGCCAUCUGCUUCAUCCUUGACAUGGUAGGUUGUUGGAGGGCUUACAGUGAACAACUGUCUCGUGCUUUUAGUCACUAUGUUACAGCACCCUCCCUCCACCCCAAUGCCACCUUUGAAGGGUGGAAUUGGUGCAGCUCUAUUCUCUCAGUGAUCCAAGUGCUAGUAAAAUUGGGAUUUAAUUCUGCAAGGUUUCAAAAGAGAUAACCAGCUAAUAUAGAUAUUCUGUAUUUGUGUUUCAGCCAGUUCCAAGGUUGGACAGGUCUUUUUACUUUCAUGCAUGUUCUCUUUUUUGUUUUUUGGGAUGUGUUGAAAACAUUUUAAUUUACACAAGAAGUUUUUCUUAUGCUUUCAACUGUGUGCAAACUUAUGUUAGAGUCUGAUCUAACUUUAAAUGCUGGAUGUAUAUAUUUGUGUGUGUGUGUGUAUGCUGAAAAGAAUAACCAGGUGUGUCACCGAGUUAAGGGAGGUAACUGUUUCUUAUUUGGGAGUUAUUUAGGAGAGAAGAGCAAUCCUGAUUUGUAUUCUGCAUACUUCGUUGGCAUGAAUUGGUGUCUGAUUGCUCUUUACCUCAUUUGCUCAGUUUUGGCAUUCUUUGGGGUAGCCUAAAUCAUUCAUUGUAUCUGCUAGAGUUAUAUUGUUGCCAACUAUUUUAUUGCCUUUUGAAAUACUUAUUUGCAUGUAAGCAAUUGUUCACACAGCACAUCUUUGUGUUGUAGUGAGAGGGCUAUUGUUGUUUGUUUUUAAAACAGAAAGAGUGAAUAAGGGAUGCCCAAGAAACUAAAUGUUGUUUUUCAGGUUCUAAGUAAGCAAAAAGGACUUCCUUUUCUUACCUUGUGUCGGUUCCCCCAAGCACAUGUAUUGGAUUUCAGCCGCCAUUCACAGGCAUCACACCAAGUUUUACAGUAGUUGAGGUUGAAACAGAUUGUGAGAGGGCGCAAUGAACCCAUUAUUAUCUUUGAUUCUGUGUUGAGAUUCCUGCAUUGCAGGGGGUUGGACUAGAAGACCCUUAGGACCCCUUCCAACUCUACAAUUCUGUGAUUCUAAGAAAUGCCAGAGAACUUUAAAUUCUCCACGGCUGUUAACGACAACAUAAACAGUAUCAGUAAGCCACAAGGGAAUGAUCUAUUCUAGUGCUGCUGAACACAACAGCUCCUAAUCUUGCCAAUGUGUGCAGCCUUUUUUUCUUGUGGAGAAAGCAUUAGGCUGAUGUCUGCGGCCCUGGAGAAAAGUGUGAUGUGGUCCUUAAAGGGCUCAAGGCAGAGGAGAGUAUUUAAUACAGUCAUUUGCAAAGUGAAACUGAAGUACAAUUAAUGGGUUGUGGCCUGAUUUGGAUACACAUCUUCUCCCCCACCUCCACAGGGGCUGUAGUGGUUAGACCUAUCUUAAAAGAUGGAGGGAUAUUAUUUUAUUACCUUUGCUUUGCUUUAUUUUGCUUUUCACAUGUUGUGUAUCAUAUUUGUUAGUUGCUUGGAGGUGCUUGGGUAAAAGUUGCUAAUAAUCUUAACAGUGAUAAUUCCCAGCUUGCUAAACCAUAGCUUAGUAGGUGGAAUUGAGCAGCGUGACUAUUUCACUGCUUGCUUCUUGGUUUAAUAAAGCAACCUUUAGCUGUUGCAUCCCAAAUGAGGAACUGAAUCUUCACCCCGAUCUUAAACCAUCUUCAAACUCUAGUUUAAUAUCCCGGCUAGUAAAUCAACAUUAAACCACAAUUCCCCAUUUUUGACAUAACAGCUUGCUGAGGCCGGAGCACACAGUUUUGUCAUUUGUUCCCAGCUACUGAACAGUGGUUUAAGCAAGCUGCGAACUCCACAUCCAAAAUGGGCCAGUAUCUGCUUUGAUAUAUAUUAAUGCUUUCUUCACUUUAAUUCAGGGCUGGGCAGUACCACAAUGGGAAUUAUUCAGAAAUGAUCAGAGCUGGCUAACCAUUUUGGUCUCAGAGCUUCUCACAGAAGAUGAGCGAGUAGCAAGAAUCCUGCUGAAUCCUGCUAAAAGGUCUAUAUCAGGCAUCUCCAAACUUUGGCCCUCCAGAUGUUUUGGACUACAAUUCCCAUCUUCCCUGACCACUGGUCCUGCUAGCUAGGGAUCAUGGGAGUUGUAGGCCAAAACAUCUGGAGGGCCACAGUUUGGGGAUGCCUGGUCUAUAUAAUCCAACAUCUUAUCUCCCCGGCAUAGCUAAAUGGGUGCUACAGAAAGUCCAAAAGCAGGAACGUAGUGUUGCUUCUAACAACUGAUAUUUGGUGACAGCUUUUCCCUGAAAGGAGAGGACCCUCCCUCUGUUUCAUGAAUUGAUCUGAUCCCUGCUUUAAAGCCAUCGGCCAUCAGAACAUCUUGUCACCGUGAGCUUCGUAACGUAAGUGGAGCACUGUAUUAAUAACUGGAAGCUUUUCUUUUCCCAUGUGGGGGUCUUUAGAAACUCUUUCUUUGGGAAGCUUUGUGUAAUCAGAGGAGCAAGUAGUGAGUUGAAUGCACAGGUUUUCUAGCUGGUCCUUCUUGAGUGGUGAGAUUUCUUUGGGGAAAUGUUUUGAAACUGGCUUGGCGUUGACUUUUGGUCUUGCUGUUCAGUUGCACCACUUUUAAAUGCUACAUACUAGAAUUUUUUUUAACUAGUCUUUCAAACUUGUAUAGAAAAGUCUUGUUCUAAAGUAUUUUUAAAAUAUUGUUUGUAUUUUUUAUAGCAGUGUUACCAGAUGGCCUUAUGUACAUCACAGUGUGGGUACAGUAGCAUAAUUCAUGCAUUUCCCCCCUCUAUAUUUGUAUUUGUAAAUAGUAUCUCUAAGAAUACGCAAAAGGUAGAGGCUUGGGAGCUAAUGAGAGAAGCCAGAACAUAGUGCUCUAGCAUGGAAUACUUGGCAAAUGAAAAAAAGCCAGAAUUAAUAUUGUGAAGGAGCAGAUGAUUAUACAUAAAUUCCAGGACUCCAAAGUGCUUCAAUGUUCUAUCUUUCUGCCAGGACACUAUCUAGUGCAUUGGCUUUCAGUUGGUGGGUUGAGAGUCAUUACCAUGAUGGGAGACUUUAUCUGAAGCUGGUUGCAGCAGCAGCAGCUCUACCACCGUACAAAAAAUAUAUGGUAAAAAUUAAGGAUGGUAUCCAUCGAAUUAGUUCUGUUAGUGCCAUGGAGCUUCCUCUCCCUUACCUCUCACAGGACUUAGGGAACCCCCAAAACAGAUUUAGGGGGCAUCAGAGGAGAAGCAGGAAACGUUCUGUAGCACAACUGGAAGCCCUUGCACAAACAAUUACUUCAUUGGAUGCCACCCAAGGGGAUGGGUUUCCAAAUGCAUGUUUGAGUUAAUGAUGUGUCUGAAAAGGCUUGAAGACUCCCAGUCCGAGUGCAUUUAUAGGCACCAUUUUGUGGCAGGAGGAGCAAGUUUGGAGGCUCCUGAUGAGUUUCAGGUGGUCGGCUGCAGGUGGUGGCUCUGGGAUCUCAGUGGACAUUACUUUUCGCAUCUGAGCCUUCCAUCUCUUAUUGUUUGGGUUACACCUGUUUUAAGAUGGCAGAGCAUGUUCCUGCAAUUGCCAUUUUACUUAUAAGUUCAUGCACUGUUGAUUUCUCUCUCCCCUCCCCCCCCCAGCUUUCUAAAUGACUGCUGUUCCUAGAGCAAAGUCUCUGCUUUUGUUCAGUUCUGGCAUCAAAAGUAGAACUGUCUUGAGCCUUCAACUUAAGGGCUCCAAUUGGUCAUUCCCCAAGCAGGCCUAGUACAGGGAAGAGCAUUGGCAGUGGGUUACGCUGGGUCCUCAGGUUAUCGUUACUUGCAAGAGGUAACAGAGCAGGUUUACAGAAGGGAAAGGGCUUUCUUAUUUUAGCUCCCCUUGGGAAUAGAGUCCCUGCUCUUCUCCUAAGGCCUUUGUGCGGCUGGUUGUAGAGAAAAUAAAAUUGGCUCUCGCUUCUCCCAGGCAAGUACUCAUUCUAGUACAGAGGACCUUGGGUUGCAUGUGUGUUCUGCAAUAUGCAGGCAGUCUCAAACAUGGAGGGGACUGUGUUGGUACAUCUUAGAAUGGAUCCAAUAUACGAGCCUCCGUGUGCAGAAGGUUUGGCUGGCUAAACAGGAUUUAUUUGGAAAAUAAGUGAAUUUAGCUGGGGGAAAGUAGGUUGUUGAUGCUUUGUUCCCAUUUUUUUUUAAAAAAAAACAAACGGAAAAUCUGUACCAUUUGAUAUAUAUCCAGUAUGUUAAUGCCAUUCUGUAAAAUAUUGCUGAUAUGUAAUGCAAUUAAUAGCCAAAGUUCUAAGUAUGUUCUCAGUGUUGUUGUUGUUGUUUUGACUAUAUAAGCACCUCUGGGUAAGAUAUGAGGGAGGCCUUCAAAAUGUUAACAGGUUAGUUAGAAAAGGACGAAAAAUCUGCCUCUUAAGAAACAAUAUUAUUGCAGGAGUAUAAUUCUCGGUCAAAAGCUAGUCUUAAAACUGUUCAAGGAACUGUACAGUGAUGGCAUUUUUGUGGAUUGGUUUGCUAUUAAAAGUCAGUAUAUAUUGGCUGUUGCACAUCCAAACAUAAUGAAGGUCUUUGCUGCAAAAUCAGGUGACCAUUUUCUAUUGCUUAGACUUUUGUGCAAAAAGGUUUAGGGUAAUUUUUUUAAAAAAGAAAAGUUUGGAGGACGCAUUACUUAUUUUGUUUAAGAACUGACAGAGGGAUAUGUUUUGUAUAAUAAUGCAAGAUGGCUUUAAACAGUGUAGCAAAUCAUGUUAAUAUGUGCAACCAGACUUGCAAAAUAAUUGUAUUUUUUUAAAUAAAUAUUUUUUAACAAAUGUCAUUAUUUGGAGUGUUACUCUUCUGCAGUGGAAAGAAGUUGUCACUGCAGUUCAGUUAUAAAAGUCAUUUCACUCUGGAUUCUUGAAAUAGAGGUAGCAGCAGUGUAAUCACCAAGCAUUGUCUGAACCGUGUAAUAUAUAAAUGUAGAUGUGCCUCUUCUCUAUCAGUAGCGAUGGUACCAUUCUUGAAAAUCUGAAUGUAUUCAAAUGAUGCCUAUUCAUUGCUAAGUACUGUCCUAGGUUUUUCAGCCACAGCUGUAGCACUGUAAGCAAAAAUAGAUUGGUGGCAUCAUGGUACAAUUUGAGAACCUUGCUUUGGAAGAAACAGGCUGUGAACCUCCUACUUACUUUUUGUUUUCUGGCAUUUGAAGUAUCUGCAACUGUUAACCCAUUUGUGGUUUGAAGAGCAUGAAUAGCAAGGAAAUCAGACUGGAGAAGCAAAUUUAAGAGACCUAGGCUAUUUACAAACCAUACAUUUAAAACACCUCCUGCCCCAAAUAAUAAUGGAAACUGUACUUUAACAGUGAAGUAUAGCUUUGAGGGGUAAACCACAGUGUCUAGGAUUUUGGGGUGCUUUAAAGGGAUGGUGUGAAUACAGCCGUCCAGUGCCAGUUUACGACAGUUUUCUGCUUGAAUUAAAUUAUCCCCUUCAAAAAGAUUCCUUUUUCUUAGAGCCCAAUACCUUAAAGUUUCAACUCAUUCAGACACCACUUUCUGCAUUCAUGUCUCUUGCCUUGCACCUGUGGUACAUCUGAAACAGUUCAAGAGAAUUUAUCAAGGUUCCAGUUUUCUAAUUGAUAUUUCCUGAGCAGGCACAUGUGUUGUUUUUGUAGUUAUUUUUAGCUAUUACAGCAGUCUUUUUUCCUUAUGUAGUUCAUACACCUUUUCAGUUACAGAAGCUAAUACCUAUUUAGUAGAAUAAUUGUAAAAUUAUGCUUGUUUGUCUUUCUACACUUGAAAGGGACACUAAAGAAUUAACUUUCUAUAAAGGCUGCUAGCUACUGGGAUGAACAGUGAUGCUGGCAGUACAUGUAAAGUGUCUUGUUAAAUAAGUAAUGAAGUAGGUAUGGAUUAUUUGCAAUGUGAGGUGUAACCGCAAAAUAAGCCAAAUCAGGAACACAACUUUUACUCCUGCUGUUAACACAAUGGUUGCUGUCAGAUACAACACCCAAAGCAUGGUUUGCCAUAAACAAGCAGGUGUAAGUUUUGCUCAAGCAUGUUCUUCAUGUGCACAGUGGAAUGAAAUUAAAAGUUCCCACUGCUGGUUUAUGGCAAAUGAUAUUUUGCUGUUUCACCCACACCUGGUAAACUAUGGCUUGCUGUAAACCAGCAUGAAAACUCAAUAUUCUUGCAAUGCUAACAUUCUGUUAAAGACAAGUUAUAUUGUUGCUCAAGUUCACAUGAGAAAUACAAUGUUUUGUUUAAUCGGAUUAAGGUCGACCUGGUUCUGCCUUCUUGUCCAAGAAUCCUAGGGAGCAGUUGCUGUAGGUAGUCCACUGGAAAAGGCUGUGAUCCAACACACAUAUAUAAACUUAGAGCACAAAAUGACACAAGCUCUGUAAUCAAGGCGGGUAUAUUUUAAGGAUUGGACAACAUGGAAAUCAAAGAUGAGGGCGCAUACCCAUGCAACAUAGCAAUUGAAGUCAAAUGACAACAGAAAAAUUCAGUAUAAUGCACAAUUUUGAAAUGAGCAGUGCAACAAGCCUCUAGGGGAAAAUAGCUCUACUUGAGUGAAGUUGCUGGGUCCCAUCUUAGAUACUCCACGAGUUCAUGCGACAAGAGCAAUCACAUUAAACAUUCCUUUAUACACACACACACACAUGUAUAUCUAUCUGUGGGACAGAAAUUGCAACAAAGCCAGCUCAAGUUUGCUAAAGCUAAGUUUUAAACUAUCCCAAUACCUUCUCUCUUUAGAACAGUCAAGAACAUGGCUGCCUUCAUGACAUUCAGUACCUCUCAAGUUCUGCUUCCGGAAGGCACCUCAUUAUAUUGCACAAAUGGAAGAGACUUGAUGUUUGGCUUCAUGUACUUCAAAAUUUUCAUACUUCAUGGGUAAAGCCGUCCCAUCAACAGGAGUAGCCUACAGCUCUCCUAUUCCUUCUACUGUACUAAUUGUGAACCGUCAGUAUAUUCUGGUUCCACUGAACUCAACCCACCAUUAGUACCUUUGCCACUGCCUAGGCAUUUCCGCCAUGUGAAAUCCCAUCUGGAGACGCACAAAACUUGAAUACUUCAACCUGGGUGUGGCAGUAUCUUUUUAAAAGUAAAAUAAAAUUCUGGAUGCCUGUAGUACAGCAUCAGUGAAUAGAGUUCAUAAUGCUGCAGCAAAUGUUUUGCAACUUGAUCAAAUUAGAAAUAUCUACAGCUGCCUCUUGGUUUGCAGUGAAUGAACUUUAGGAAGCCUCCCGCCACCCCAAGGUUCUAAAGUGACAGGAAUAUACCUUUCACUGCCUGUGUUCCUGAAGGGAUAUGGGAGGUUACCAGAGGAGUUAAACUUUCACAUGUCAAGAUUUCAGCCCUUCUGGUCUUCAUUCUUGCUACAGUGAUUUUUCUCUAGUGACGGACCAACUGGCUGAUGUGAACGAGUUGCAGCCGACAAGUCUGAGAAUAGAAAAUCCAGGUAGUUUUAAACCAGGCGGUAAGAGCAAAUCUUUCUUUUAGUUGGUGUGACUGUGUGCUUGAUCCAAAUACAAACUCACGGCUUCCUUUAGCUCUGAUAAAGUCUAGGUUCUUCCAUUGAUGGUGGUGGCUUGUCUGGUGACAGAUCCAUAUCUGCAAAACAAGAUUCCUCUCAGCAGCCAAUAAGAAUCGAAACAGCCAGUGGAUGAGCUUUGACUUUUAAGGUGGAAGUCAUUAGCAGGCUAUGCACCUUCUACCCUUUCCAAACACAACCAUGUGCACACAUCAAAGAGAGCUACAUUUAUAGUUGUGCUCUGAUGGCGGGAUUGCCUGCAUGUUUUGAGACACGCAUUUCCAUUUCACUUUUCUUGGUUCACUGUGUCUUCAUGGCACUGCACUGGGUGGUUCCGAAUCUUGCCUACAACUGGCUCUUAAUCGGUUCAUAGCUUCCCAGCAGGUGGGUCACUCUUGUUUACUGCGGGAGGGUGGUGAGAUCAGGUGGAAAUCGGCGUGGCAUGAACGUACCAGUGGAGUUACAGUAAUCUGGUGCUCCUACCAGUGCAUUUGCACUGUGCCCACUGCCUCAUCCAUCUCUCUCCCGGUAAGCAGUAGCAACCCUCCUGUUUUAGGAAGCUAGCCAGUGGCUCUGCCCCACCUGGCGAGCCACUUCAGCUCAUAAUGGGACAUUUGCUAUUACUUGCACAAUACAUUCUACACCUGACUCAGUUGAGCUCGUACCUCUAUUUAUUUAUCUGGAAAAACAAUGGACUUAAUACCCUGUAGUGAGACGCUCAUGUUGACAGCGGCAGUGUGCAGAUGCAACAAGAAGUGGAAAUAGGAUUAGUUUAACCAUCCCAUGCACAAAGCUCAAAGCGCACCUGCUCUGCUUCUCCCUUAACCAAGCAGGGAAAGUUCAUGGAACCACUGGCUGCAGCCCAAACUCUGGUUUGUUUUGGGGAGAAUAAAAUAAAACCACAACUGGGAAGACAGGAACAAGCCUUGGCUUCAGAUUGUGGUUUAUUUGUUUCUACAAGUGCUGGUACAGAUGCAAAGCUACGCCAGCUGUCUUACUUCUGCUAUGACUUAGAUUGUAAUUUUUAAAUUAUUGGUUCUACCGAGACUGCAAUUUUGUAUUCUCUAUUGGUUAGUUGACCGCAAUACAAAUACAUGAGUUGACAGCUUUGCGGCCUGCUUUCCCCAUUCUACAGGGUGAGUUGUGUGCACCAGCCUGCAACGUGUGGGUAAAACAAACCAUGCUUAUUUAGUUGUUACUGCAUUUAUAUCCUACUUCUCCCCCAAAGAGCUGGAGGGUGGUGUACAUGGCUCUCCCCCUCGCCAUGUUAGCCUCCGAAGAAUCCCAUGAGGUAGGCUGGGCUGAGAGUUGAUCACCGGCCCAAGGUCACCCACUUAGUGAGCUUCAUGGCUGAAUGGGGUAUUUGAACCCUGGUCUCUCAGGUGCAAGUGCAGCACCUUAACCACUAUCUCCCAGUUUAGGGUUUAAGAGCAGGAUGGCUAAUCUGUUGCCUUCAAGAUGGUGUUGGGACUACACCUCCCAUCAUCCACUGGGGCUGUUGGGAGUUGAAUUCCCAACAUUUCCAGGAUGCCACAUUGGCUACUCCUGGCUUUAAAAUGUUGAAGUCUGUUUGCAGCUUAAGCAAGGAAAGCUGACUCAUGCUUGUUUUAAAAAAUUGAUUUAGCACCUUUUAAGCUCUUCCUUUACCCCCACUUUCCUGCUAUAUUGUUUUUUAAAAGUGCUUUAUUUCACCCCCUAGCCUCUUCGUCCAACAGUAAAGAAAGUAAAGUUCUGGGUGCCAGACAGAUCAUUGUGGGCCAAGCCAGGCAGGAAGAAUGGGCAGGAAGCAGCUGUAAAGCAAACACUUCCUUGCAUUUUCUCCUCGGAGCAAGACACCCCUGGCUUGCUUUGCACUAACGCCGUACCCCGCUCUUCCAUUCUUUUCAGAAGUGUGGAAGGAAGGGGGAGAGGUUGGGAUAAUGGGCUGGCAGUCCUUACCUGAUUGGGGUUGAGGGUGCAUCCUGUGGGAAAACAGAAGGAAGAUGUAGAAAAUGAAGGCAAAGGCUCCAAAGAUGGUCCCACACACUAGGAAACUGUAACUGCCCUGGUCGUGAAAGAUCUGUCGCAAAAGAAAAACAGCAAGGUUCAGGGCAGCCUUCGCACCUAAUGAGAGCCACACAUUGCCUUGAAUGGGUCUGGGAGCCAGAGGAAUAACGUCAGAGUGCACCAGCCAUGCUGACGGGGGUUGGAUAGGAUCCAUUUCCCAUGAGUGGGCUGUUUCAGACAGAUUGUCUGACCUUCAGAGAAAGCAGCAGAUGCCAUCUGUUUCCCUAGGGUGUCUACCUGCCAGAAAACCUAUUUCAGAAGGGAAAGAGCAGUAGUUCAAGAAAUGUACUGGCCAGCUUUCAACUGCAAAGGUGUCUCGAGCCACUAUAUGCAACGCCUUGAUUCAAAACAGAAAACUCUUUUCACCCACUGGAUGAGGAGGCUCUCUGUCAAGAAAUUUGCUUGAGUUAAACUCCUGCGUUAUUUCUUAAUUUGGUAUCCUGCCCUUCUUCCUAGCAGCUCAAGGUAAUACACGCCAUUCAUCUCCUACCCCACUGGCAGAGGAAGGGGGGUACGGUCCGCCCUGGGUGUCAUCCCUGAGAGGGGGUGACAUCACCCAGGUGGCACCCCCCUGGUGAGACAGAAGUGGAGCUAGCCGCCCCACCCCUGGGUGCAUAGCAUGUGCGCCGUCCCAGGUGCUGGAGCAGCUAGCUCCGCCUCUGUCCUACCCCCCCAGCUUUAUCCUCACAACUACCCUGCAAAGUAGGUUAGGCUGAGCGAGAAAGACUGCCCCACCCCAAAUGCCACUGAGGGAUUUGAGCACACACUACGGUGCCUUCCUCAAGGGUUUGAAAGAAGGCAAGGUGGAGAAGCUGGCCAAGUGCAUCCUCCCAAGCAGGGGCAUGCUUAAAAUACCACCCAAGGACCUAUGCUGCAGGACAGAUGACAGGAGGAUAGUGGCAGGUUGCAUGUUCUGCCACCAGAGGCCGCCAGGUGAUAGCCAUCAUGAGUGGUACUUCAUACACUUUGCAUACAGGAGAUAAUAGAUUCAAUCCAGUUAAAAAUGGCAAGGGGUGUAGAAUAAUUCUUAUGGGGACCCCAGAGAGCUGCAAACAAUCCUGGCCUAGGUAGAGAAAUUGCCUUGGCAGAAGAAGGUUGCUUCCUCUGUUCCUUUCACACUUUACUAGAAACAGAUCAAUUGCCCUUUGCUUCAGUCUUAGCUUCAGAACAAGCCUGGCUUUCUAAAAACGCCAGAAAACUAUGAGCAGCAUUUCCACACAUGGUGAGUUCCUUCUUGCAGGAGUAUUUGGAUGGAGUCGUUAACAUUAUGAAGCAUGUCAGGACACACAGGGCUGUAGCCAAAGCAGUGCUAAGCAAUGUGUUCUAUUAGCACAAUGGAGCUUCUCCUGCUUACCUCCCCAUGUCCGCCCCCAAUCUGCACUGGGUUCCCCCCCCCCACCUUCUGGUAAAGAUUUGGGGAGGGCAUGGGGUGCAGAUGGAGAGAGGAGAAGAGAAGUUGCAUUGCACAAGUAUAAAUCCUUGCACUAAUGGAACAAGUACACAGGAUAUCACCCAUGCUUUGCAUGCAGAAGGUCCCAGGGUCAAUUGCUGGCUUCUGUAGAUAAGGCUGGGAAAGCCUCAUGUUGAGCUGCUGGACCAUGGAUGGGGAACCUGCAGACCUUCAAAUAUUCUGGACUCCCAACUCCCAUCAUUCCUGGCCACCAGCUGUGCUGGCUAGGUAUAACUCAACAUGGUCAGAAAUUAUGGGAACUAGAAUCCAACCACAGUUGGAGGGCCACAGAGCAUCAGAAGCCUGUUGGAUCAGACCAAUGCACCAUCUAAUCCAACAUCCUCUUUCCCCACAGUGGCCCACCAGUUGCCCAUGGGAAACCAGCCAGCAGGUUGUAGAAAAUACUGAAUACUGAACUGGUGCUCCAGCUGAUGGCCAUGAGAAUCAGUCUCCUAAGCAAUGAUCAGCAGAAAGCUUAUGCCCAGCAGGGCGUUGGUGGAUUCUGCACACUUACCGACCCUACCAGCAACUGCAGAACCAUCUCUCCAACACCUGCUCCUGUCACCAGCACAGUAGUGGCACAGCCUGGAAUAAAAGGGGCACCACGUUACACUUUUUGCAAGAAGCAGAUAAGGAAGGCUGAACAGAUGCCGCAAGAUGCACACGUCCCAUCUUUAAGAGCAAGAUGCAAAGGAUUCUUGGAGAUUUUUGAAAUGUUAUGUGGUAUAGAAAUGCUUUAAAAUAUACACAUAUUUCCCCCCCCCGGGUGUGUGUGAUAAAGUAUGAAACAGAAGAAGGCACCCAAAUGUAAAUGGCAGAAGUCUGUGGUACAAAUGCUGUGCUGACAGAAAGGACGAAGGCUUUCUUAUGCGAGCGAGUAAGAUACAUGAAUGUUGCUCUUUUAUGAUAAACCAAGUGCUUAAAGCAAGUCAUCCUUACACAUUCCCCUGGCAGUAAAAGCUCCAGUGAACAUAACAGGACAAUGGCCACCAACCUGUUGCCUUCCAGAUGCUGUUGGACUACAAGUCCCAUGAGUCCCAGCAAGCAAGGCCAAUGGUCAGGACUGAUGGGAGUUGUAGUCCAGCAGCAUCUCACAGACUAUGCCUACAGUUAAAUAUGCAGAGGAUUUAGUUGUUUGCUUAGCUUGUGACUAAUUUUUUUUAAAACCAACCAACCAGGGAUUACCUUAUAUUGGAAAGUUAAAAGCAUGCCCCUCAUUUAAAGGGCUCUGCUUUUAUUGUGGUUGUUGAAGCUAUUCUUUCCUGGUAGAAAGAAAGAACAAGGAGAGAUCUGGUUUACCUUUGUACUGGAGGAUGUCUUCAGUGUAGGCCAGGACACUAGGGAAAGUGCUGCUGAGGAACAGGCCCAGGGAGGCAGUCCCCACAAACAAAAAGACAACGCUGGAGGAAAAGAUCAGGAGCAGGAAGAAUGUUACAAGCACUCCAAGCUGCAAUGACAUAAAAGGAAUGGAGAAAAAAAUAAAUAAAUAUGGAGUAAGAAUUUUUUUUGCGCUCAGCUAAAAAGACAUAGUAACCGCCACUGCUAUCGGAGGGGAAAAAACAACCCUAACUGUAUGAGCCUUGCCUCCGGAGAGAUUCACAGACAUGUGGGCAUCAUUUGGUAUCUCAUCUCCCGAUCAUGCCCAGCUGAACAUGGAAACUGCUUCAGAAAAGACACACGUUACGUGUCUUAGAUAAGAGAGCUUUGGCAGAAGGCAGCUGAUCUGAGCCAUUUCAUGCAUGAAAAUCACCACUUGAUGCUACUAGUGCAGCACAUUGAAAAUCCCCCUUUGAGUUUACAGUUAUGACCACCAAGCUGAACUAGCAUAUCCAAUGUCCCCAGCAGACAUCACAGUGGGAGCAAAGAGCAGACUCAUUUCACUAACCCAGGACACAGCAAAUUGCUUCUGCUCUGCUUGUCUGCACCGCUGGCUGCACUCUCCUUAUUUGUAUUUAUUUAUUUA
Molecule: messenger RNA, 17719 nt
Organism: Zootoca vivipara (common lizard)
Lineage: Eukaryota; Metazoa; Chordata; Lepidosauria; Squamata; Lacertidae
Source: RefSeq, a predicted model, not a curated record